AUGUGGUGGCUUCGCUCUAGGCAUUUAAGGCCAGGCGCCUACCUCGAACAAGCAGAGCAGUCGAUGGUACCGAAGUCCGAAGAUGGAAGUACUGACGGCACAAUAUUUGAAGAAUGGGGAAAUGUGUUCCUACAAGCGGGCGACGCUUUUGGAAAAACCCUAAGGAUCGUCGAUGAAGCGAAAGCGAAAAUGAUCGCGGCCGGGUUUGUAGAUGUUGCUGAGCGUCGUUUCAAAGUUCCCAUCGGGCCGUGGGCCAAGGACCCGCAUUUAAAAGAGCUGGGCCGGUAUAACAGGCUGCACUGGGAGGAAGGAAUUGAGGGUGGAGCCGCGUAG
Aspergillus pseudoviridinutans is the source of this 333-nucleotide messenger RNA. RefSeq lists its product as uncharacterized. The transcript has 2 exons. Bases 1 to 333 code for a protein of 110 amino acids. NCBI's taxonomy places the organism in Eukaryota, Fungi, Ascomycota, Eurotiomycetes, Eurotiales, Aspergillaceae. The record is from RefSeq and is a predicted model, not a curated record.